GCCGCUGCCAGAGGGCGCCGCGGCGGGCCUCCGCGCAGUCAGCGCCGGGCCUUGCGACCCACCGCAUGUCAUGUGACCCAACAUGGAAGAUUGUGAGCUCGCCCAAUACCGCGACAUGAUCAUUGAAGGCGAGCUGCCGCUGGACCUCAGGCCCCCGCCGAGGCUCUAUCUCCCGCAUUAUUUACGUGAUGAUCGCGACGCUGAAUAUCCUCAGGACGAUACGUACGUUUCCGUGGAUGAAGAUACGCCGGAGUUGCCGCCGCCGUCCAGCGACUCGGAGAGGUACGACGCCUCCAGCCCGACGGACAAGAAACCCUCCUCUCCUAAGAAGCCGAAGCAGAAGUCCUCGUCACAGUUGAUUAAGCCGCCAUAUUCUUACAUAGCGCUCAUCACGAUGGCCAUACUGCAAUCGCCUCACAAGAAACUGACUCUAAGUGGCAUUUGUGAAUUCAUAAUGACUCGGUUUCCGUACUAUAGAGAAAAGUUUCCAGCCUGGCAGAACUCUAUCAGACAUAACCUUAGUUUGAACGAUUGCUUUAUAAAAAUCCCGCGAGAGCCAGGGAAUCCUGGAAAGGGAAAUUACUGGACGCUGGACCCGCUGGCUGAAGACAUGUUCGACAAUGGCAGCUUUCUGCGGCGUCGGAAGAGGUACAAGCGGCCAGCGCCGUCCCUGCAGCACGCUCAUGCUGUAGUGGCUAUGCUGGCGCGGGAGGCGUACGCUCCCCUGCUGCCUCUGCCGUGCUACCUGCCUCCAACACCGCUGUUGACCCUGCCUCGCCCGCCGCCGGCAGCAUUGCGUCCAGUUCCCCUGCCUCCCAGAGUGUCUGAGAUGACAGAGCCGCGAAACAAGCGCUCGAGGAAUGGAUUCUCCAUAGAGUCCAUAAUUGGAUCCCAAGACACAGUGUCGGAGCCGAGAAGAAGUGCGUUCUCGCCGCUGCAUCAGGGGAAUAGCCCCCCAGACGACUGGGCCAGGUGAAUGUAUCUGAACGGGGGAGUUUCCACACCUUCGCCGUUUUGAAACGCACCGCCGGACUCUACGUUCCUCGCAAACUGACUGAUGUGCCAACUAUGAAUGAUAUGAGGUGUUAAUAUCGUGCUGUAUCAGAGACAAUGAUUUCCAACGGUUUCUUGAAUUAAUCAUAAAAAUUGACCAAAUUGAAAAGUUACCGCGGUAUUUUGUUAAUUUAAUAGUUAAUGGUAUGAAAGUAAGUAUACUUUAAUGCAUGGUUUUAAACGGUUUUUAAUUUAAUUUAUGUUGUUUAAAAUUAAAAAAGACAUUCGUCCGUUAUAUUAUGGUUAAGAUUACUGUGCUAAAUUAUAUAUUCUAUGCUAAAGGGGUUUUAAAAAGAAAAUAGUAGUAACAAUCUUUUAAAUAUUUAACUGUUCUUUUUUAUUUUUCGCUGCAGUUUAUGUGAUAUUUUAAAACUUGUUUUUAUAAUGUAAAUUCAAGCGUUCUUUAAUGAAAUUGCACUAUACAUAUUAUUAAAUGUAUUUUGUUAUGCAAAAGAAAUGCCAAGAUAGUGUUUAAAUAUCUCUAGUCAUUCUAUGUACAAAGUAGGUUCAAUAAUUGUAAAAUUGUAAGUCUCAUUGUAAAUAUUUUUUUAUCGUAAGUAGUUAUGCAAUAUUUAGUGUAGGCGAGUGGCAACUUGGUCUUUUUCAUGCGCGUUUAAACGCUGCGUUUUUUCUGCCGUUGAACAAAUGUGUGGAAUUCGAUUUAGUGGGUCACGAUGUAUCCAAAUGUUAUGAUAAUUGUAGUAUAUUUUUGUGUAACAUGUAACAAUAAGGAUAUAAAUAUAAAAUAA
Messenger RNA from Manduca sexta (tobacco hornworm), 1802 nucleotides. Its product is annotated as forkhead box protein D3. Gene Ontology annotation, molecular function: RNA polymerase II cis-regulatory region sequence-specific DNA binding; DNA-binding transcription factor activity, RNA polymerase II-specific. Gene Ontology annotation, biological process: anatomical structure morphogenesis; regulation of transcription by RNA polymerase II; cell differentiation. The transcript has a single exon. Bases 83 to 976 code for a protein of 297 amino acids. Lineage: Eukaryota; Metazoa; Arthropoda; Insecta; Lepidoptera; Sphingidae. The record is from RefSeq and is a predicted model, not a curated record.